AUAUGUCCACUCCAAAAUAGAAAGCCGUCUUGCUCACAUGUCACCAAUUAGAUAAGGUACGCAAUAAAACAUUGAGCAAACCUCAUCCAGAGACAUUCACAUGUGUCCUAAGUUGUAUUGGAGUGAGCAGCCGCAGUGCCGGUCGAAACAGCGAGCCGGUUGGCCGAUUACGGCGGUGAUUUUAAUAUUUGCGGUUAUUUGAAUUGUGCAAGCAUGUUGACUCCCAUCUUCCUCUUGCUCGCCUUGCAUUUCGCGGCUUCUGAUAUACCACCAUACAUAAAAGUUUGUCAGAGAAAAGAUCCCAACGUCGACAAGUGCAUCAUAAAUUCUGUGGAAGAGCUGCGGCCAAAGAUGAAAGAGGGCAUUCCUGAGUUGGAAGUACCGUCAAUUGAGCCUCUUAGUCUCGGUCAGAUAGCUCUGGCCCGCGGACCUCAGGGCGCUAAACUCACAGCUGUCGUCAACGAUGUUAAAGUCAGGGGACCCAGCAAUUUUAUUAUACAAGAGUUAAAGUCGGACCUCGACAAGAAUAGAUUUGAUUUCAAGCUUCUUCUGCCAAAACUGGAUUUCGCUGGAAAAUACAAGAUGGACAUACAGGUGUUGUUGUUGAGACUUCAAGGGAGGGGAAACAUUACAGGUUCAUUCAAGGACUACGCUUGCAAUGUAACAAUGCGCGGCCACAAAGACAAGCGCGGUGAUAAUGAAUAUUUGACCUUCGAGCCUAUGAAGGUCAAACUUCGCGUGGGAGAAUCCUCCAUCUACCUGACCAACCUCUUCGAUGGCGAUCCAGUCCUCGGGCCAGCCACCAACAGGGUUAUCAACGAAAACUCACAAGUGUUCCUCUCGGAAAUAAGUCCAGUGUUAGAAAGGUCGCUCGCCGAUCUCUUUACGGAGAUGGCAAAUAAGAUUACAUCCAAAUUUACUUACCAAGAACUUUUCCCUUGACUUUAUUGGAUGUUGAUUUAAGGAAAAAUGUGAUAUUUUUAAAUGAAUUAUGAGAUUUGGAGCAUCCCAAAAGUAGUGCUCAACGCACAUAAGUAUUUAAAACUUGUCAUAGUUUUUUUGGUUUGAUGAAAAUUUUAUAUAUUUUAAAACUUCGCACCCCUAUGUUAACAUUUACGCUAUUUUAAAUAUGACUUAGUAUACUUUUUAAAUGGUUCCUGGUGGUUUACAGAUCUGUAUAGAAUUUAUAAAAUGAAAAAUCAGUGCGCUAUUGAGUACCUUGAGGGCGUAGCAAAGCUUGCAAUUUAAUAUAUACACAUCUAAAGGACAUUUUACAAUUGACUUUAUGAAAAUAUAAUACAUCAUGAAACUCAUUAAACUUUGAGGAAACUUCUUAAAUUUACAAGCAUUGAAUACUUAAGAUUAAAUAGUAAAUAUAUUUUUAGUUUGUAGAAAUUUAAGUUUAAGGCUUUUACAAAAAUCUUUUCAUAUAUAAGUUGUUUUAUUCGCA
This is a messenger RNA of Danaus plexippus (monarch butterfly), 1450 nucleotides long. RefSeq names its product circadian clock-controlled protein daywake-like. The record is from RefSeq and is a predicted model, not a curated record. The transcript is spliced from 5 exons. The coding region runs from base 214 to 942 and encodes 242 amino acids. Lineage: Eukaryota; Metazoa; Arthropoda; Insecta; Lepidoptera; Nymphalidae.